ACCUGAAAGUCAAGCAAGGAGAACAAACCCCCCUGCAAACAGGCAAGAUUUCAUCACUGUGUUCUCUCCAGAUUGAUCUCUGAUGAGUUUUUGAUCCAGGACCUGAGGAAGUGGUCACAGUGCUACACUGAAGACUAACAUGACGCUCGUAGCUUGUGCAAGACGGGAGUACAGCGCCAUUUUCCUCUUUCUGGCAGUGGCUGUCGUAGUCUUUGUGCUACAUAACAUGGAGAUCCUGCAGAAAGAGGCACAAGGCAGCUCUGAGGGAUCACAACAGGGAGCAGGCAGCAACACUACUGACAGUCAAGAGGCUUCACAGAAACAGGGACAAGCUGAUUUUCAGGCAUCACAACAGGGAGCAGGCAGCAGCAGCACUGACAACCAUGAGGCUUCACAGUUUCAGAAUAAAGCGAACUCCACCAUCAUCUACCCGAGUGUUCCCACUGCUCCGGACAUUAAUCACGGCCUCUGCAAAUUCCAGCCACUGCCUCCUGAGGAUGCUCAGGAGGAACGCCACCUAAUAGACUUAAUUGCUUGGCCUGAAACUCCACUUUUGCCAAAUCCUUUUCGCUUGGAGGAGACCAGUGAUCCAGCUCACAGCACCUUCACCAUUCUCCCAAGAAGGGGAGGAGGACAGUGGCGUGUAGGGGAUCAGCUGGAGGUCAUGAUCAAAAUUUCUGACUUCAAGGGCCGCCCAAAAAAGUCCGGUGGGGACUUCUUACUCGCCCGCCUGAACAACCCGAAUCUUGCUGCAGGUGUGGCUGGGCAAGUCGUGGAUCACCUCAAUGGCAGCUAUUCUGCUGUGUUGUCUUUACUCUGGGAAGGAAGAGCACAGGUUGAGGUGAUGCUGGUUCACUCUAGUGAGGCUAUCACAGUGCUGACCAGGCUGAACGUCGAACAGCCUGACAGGAUGCGCUUCCAAAGCACCUUCCGCGCAGGCUCAGUCUCUGAAACUACCACCUGUAACGUCUGCUUACGUCAACCCCAGUAUCCACUGUGCAACUUCACUGACCCCCGUACAGGUGAGCCUUGGUUCUGCUACAAGCCAAAGAGCCUAAACUGUGAUACCAGGAUGACUCACGGCACGGAAAGAUUCGUACAAGACAUCAAGUCAGGGGAGGAGACGCUUUUUCAAAGUGAUAUCAACAUGAAAGUCUACAUUAAGGCUACAGGACCUUCCGCUAUUGACGUGUUUCCAAAAGAGGAAGGUCAGCCACAGGUGAAGAGCAGCAUUGAAACAUCUGGACUCUUUGGCUAUUACCACCAGGGUGUGUGGCGAGCACUAGAUGGCACAGCAGUUCGCCAAUUUGACACCCCUGCCACCAUUCAGUGUCUGAGAAGCAAGGAGGUCCACAUCUUUGGAGACUCUACCGUCAGGCAGUGGUUUGAAUUCAUCACGUCAGUGAUACCAGAUCUUAAGGAGAUUGCCCUGUACAAUCCUGGGAAAGCAGGACCUCACAUGUCCGUAGACCAUGUAAACAAAAUCUUGGUGAUGUCCCGCUUCCAUGGGGUUCCUAUCCGUAUUAACUCUGUCUCAUCCAACGAGGUGCGUUUUGCUGCCAGUGAAAUAGAUGGCUUAAUCGGAGGCCCUAACACUGUCGUAGUUAUUGGCAUCUGGGCUCACUUUGGCACUUUCCCUAUUGAGGUCUACAUCCGGCGGAUGCAGAGUGUCCGCAGGGCAGUGGUGCGGCUACUGAACAGGGCUCCAGCCACGAAGGUCAUCAUCCGGACUGGGAAUCCUAAAGCUCUGACACUUUUUUAUGCGCUAACCAACAGUGACUGGUACACGCUGCAGAUUGACAAAGUGCUCAGAACCAUGUUCAAAGGAAUGAAUGUGCAUUGGGUCUAUGCCUGGGAGAUGGUCAUGGCCCACCAACUGCCGCACAACCUCCACCCACUACGUCCCAUUAUUAAGGACAUGAUUGGUGUUCUCUUGUCGUAUGUGUGCCCUAAAUAGUGCGGCUUUAUGUGAAUUUGUUGGGGGGAGUCGGAUUCAAGCACAAGCUGAGUUUUCAUACAUCUGUGUUCUUACCAAGCUACAUGUUUCCUUCAGCAGUCCAUGCCAGCCCAUUCUCAUUUCGCACUUGUCAAAUAUUGCCGCUUUGUCAGUGAUUUUGAUGCCAGGCACCGAUGCAAAAAAGUACUCUUUACAGUGGUGGGAUAUAACGUCGGUUCGAAACGCUGCCAGCAACAAUGAGAUAUAAGGAGCUGGAAAGUCCCAAUAGGAUGGGGGCAGGGGAGGUGGCUGGGUUCAACCAACCCUGGACUUUCACACGGGAGUCCACUCUUUGCUUCCCAUGUGAAUGGUGAGGCAAACCAUGAUGUUUUUUUUCUAAACUUAACCAUGUGAUUUUGUUACACAAGGAAAUAAACAUAAAAACAAGGUGC
Epinephelus lanceolatus (giant grouper) is the source of this 2388-nucleotide messenger RNA. Its product is annotated as NXPE family member 3-like. NCBI's taxonomy places the organism in Eukaryota, Metazoa, Chordata, Actinopteri, Perciformes, Serranidae. The record is from RefSeq and is a predicted model, not a curated record.